GUGUGUGUGUGUGUGUGUGAGAUAAUGAGGUUGACAGUAUCACUCACUACGUCGUGCUACGACGUAGUGGCGAGAAUGGGAAGUGGUAUCUCCCUGCCUCUUCCUGCCGCGCUCGAGAACGCCGCUCGCAACCUACGGACGCGCACACGCAUCUCUUGACGCCACGCGGCGGUGUGACUGCCAGUGGAAAAGAAAAAGUCAUUAGUCAUACGAGUUUCUGCAGGGUUCCAACUCUCGACGGGUGGUUUUCCUGCGUCCCCUGGGAUGCGUAUAAAAAAAGGGCCGGCGACAUGUCGAUUGUCACUUCCAGAAAAACGUACAAACUUCUUACCACCUGCUCGCUGCUGCCGCGUACUCGGACGUCAACAUGAAACUUGUUGUUGUGUGCCUUCUCGCAGUUUGUUGCGCUUCUUUCGCCAGCGCCACCGGUGUGACACUGGAGAGGAGAAAACUGCUUGAAGUCGUGAAGCAACUCGGCGAUGUCAAAGACUCGCUAGAGCGCAGAGAGCUGCUGGUGAACACGCCGCCGCAGAAUAUUGAGGACUGUUGCUGUCUCUCAGCAUUACGAUGCUUCCGGGCAAGCUUGCAUGUGCAGUUCAACGUGACAGAAAGAAAACAAGACAAACUUUACCGAAGCCUCAAGCACCCCAUCACUGAGAGGGCUCUGGACUUUUGCAAAACAGGAAAUGCUGUGUCCACCUGCGAAACGUGUGAUUCACAACCGAAGGCUACCGCUCCAGAAUUCGUCAAAAGACUGGAGUCCCUCAUUCAAAGGGCUAUCAGCAGACUGAGUGACAACUGAGCAGACAGAAGGUUCAAGUCCAGAUAAAAGAAAUGAAGACACUAUGCUAAGAAGACGCCCAUAAAACAAGCUGUGGCCUAUUUAUUUCACUUAUUUAUUUCUGAUUCUGAAAAGACAAGUUCCUAAAACGCUGCUUCAACGCCCUCUGGUGGGCUUGACAUUCGGUUUGCUUCAUUGUCAAAUUUUCAUUCAUUUAAAUGUGAGAUUCAACAAUAAUGUCUGAUGUGAUUUGUACUAUGUAUGAAGGCAUCAAUACGAAGGUUGUUUUUACUGACAUUUAUAUCAAUAUUUAUAGAAAAUAAAAACUAACUUAAGAU
Messenger RNA from Hippocampus comes (tiger tail seahorse), 1119 nucleotides. RefSeq names its product interleukin 21 (gene il21). Gene Ontology annotation, biological process: immune response. Gene Ontology annotation, molecular function: cytokine receptor binding. Bases 368 to 802 code for a protein of 144 amino acids. Gene Ontology annotation, cellular component: extracellular region. The record is from RefSeq and is a predicted model, not a curated record. The transcript is spliced from 6 exons. NCBI's taxonomy places the organism in Eukaryota, Metazoa, Chordata, Actinopteri, Syngnathiformes, Syngnathidae.